This is a messenger RNA of Mangifera indica (mango), 1214 nucleotides long. RefSeq lists its product as uncharacterized. The record is from RefSeq and is a predicted model, not a curated record. The transcript has a single exon. Lineage: Eukaryota; Viridiplantae; Streptophyta; Magnoliopsida; Sapindales; Anacardiaceae. Bases 152 to 952 code for a protein of 266 amino acids.
AUUUAUAUGAUCCCGAACGCCUAUCCAUUCUUCACCUCUUAUUUCCAAAACCUUUCUUCUUCUUCCUUCUUUCGGAGUAUGGACUCCUUGAUUCAAAGCCAAUUUGUGAAUAACAGAACCAUUAACCAUUCACAUUCACAUUCAGAUUGACAUGUCGCCGCCUCAGCCUCUUCACAAACCACUCUCAAAUUUCAACUCUCCUCCCGAUUUCUUCCUCGCAGCUCUCUCUCUUUUAUGCCUUUUCACUGCUCCCAAACCCUUCAAAUUCCCUUUUCUUUCUUUCCCUAAAUACCCUCGUCGCUUUCUCAAUUUACCCAUCAUGUCCCCCUCUCAACCCCCAUCAAAUCUUCACUCUUUCACCACUCCUCAAUCUCUCUCCGAUUGGCUCAAGCCUCGUUUGCCCUCCGAUUCCUUCACCUCCUGGGGCGUUAAACCUGGCACCAAGAAUAUCCACAACCUCUGGCUCGAAUUAUCCGAGGGAGAGACGUGUCUCGCCGAUUCCAUCCCUCCAAUUCGUACGGUUAACGUGGUUACUGUACGGAUUCUCGGGAAGAACAAUCGAAUUCUGGUUGAAUCCCACCAAGAAUUGUCGGAUGGCAGUGUCAGGAGUCGGUGGCGACCCUUGGCGGAGAAGAUGAAGGCCAAUGAAACCUACGAAGAGGCCGUGAUUCGUGCGGUGAAAGAAGAGUUGGGUAUUGAUGGGAACAAUGUGAGGAUCGUUCCUGGGUCGUAUAAUAAGAAGGUGGAGGAGCGGAGUUCCAAUUCGUAUCCGGGUUUGCCGGCUCUUUACGUUGUUCAUUCUGUGGAUGCCUUGGUGGAGGGAUUGCCAGAUAAUGAAGAAUUUUGUACUGAAGAGGCGGAGGAGUAUGCCGAUUCUUCUGCGGCGGCCGAGGCAUUGUGUGUGAAGAGGCAUUAUUGGAAAUGGGUUAGUUCUGAUUUUAUUGCUUCUUAGUAAAUUAUAAAGAUUUUUUACAUUAUACUAGUGAGAAGAUUUUGUUUAAAUAUGCAAGUACGAUUCUUCUGGUGAGAUAGGAGUGUAAAAUAAAGACAAUUUUAUUGAUCAUUGUCAUGUUUAUUGUAAAAGAGCUUAUCAGUCUGAGUAAUUCCAUUAUGAAGCGGGUAAAAUUAAGAUAAUUUUCACCAUCAGUUUGAUGUUUAUUGUAAAAGAGAUUUUCAGUCCAGUGAUUCAAUUAUGAAGCUAUCGGUUAUGAUUU